CCACGUCUUCCUCCUAAACCUUAUGAAUUCUUUAUGAACCAUCAGGAAGUGACUUCAUAAGCCAUGCAGCCUGAAUCAAAAUAACCAAUCACCCUUGUGAAGAGAAGAUCACGUUCCGUUCUGGACGACAGAAGAUCGUUGAGUGACCGGGAUAUUUUGGGCCAGACGUGUGUAUGUUGGCAGAAGGAAGCCCCUCCUGAGGGUGUAAUCUGAAGCCGCUGUUGUAUCGGCAGCAGUAAGUCACUGCAGUCCUCGGUUUUCACGCGCCUUCUUCAUGUUUUGACGCACAAGGACAGCGUGGUGUUUUCAGCUCGCCUUAAAAUGUCGCAAUGCUGGUGGAUAAGAAACAGCUAACGCCUGGGUAUCUUGGAAGUACUGAAUGCAUGAUUGCGAAAGCUUCCUGGUUCGCGUGCAAAACAGCUGUUUGACACCAUCUGCGAAACGCGAGCUCUCAGGACGCGACGCGAAGCGGUUUGUUUCGCUAACAUCUCCUAUUUUGGACGCACGCAGAACGCGUCUUCAUCGAGAUGUCUCUCCGUGGCUGACCGCGCGUGGAGUGCAUCAUGUGGCGGGCGCGGUGCCAGGACAGCGGGGUCGAUCCCGAACGCGAGCGGCUCUGGGCCGAGCUCUUCGCGCAGCUGGAUCUGAACAAGGACGGACGGAUCGAUGUGAGCGAGCUGCGGAUCGGACUCGCCGCGCGGGGGGUGUCGCUGAGCUCCGUGGAGGAGCAGGUUGUACGAGCUGGAGACGUUAAUCAUGACGGUCAGCUGGAUUUUGAAGAGUUCACCGAGUAUCUGCGUUCACAUGAGAAACGCCUUAGACUCAUGUUUCGCAGCUUGGACCGAAACAAUGACGGUGAACUGGACGUCGGGGAGAUCCAGCAGUCGUUACACAAUCUCGGCGUGGACGUCACGCUGGAGCAGGCCGCCAAAAUCCUGCAAAGUAUGGACAAAGACCAUUCCAUGACCAUCGACUGGUUUGAGUGGCGAGAUCACUUCCUGUUUAACCCUCUGCACAACAUGGAGGAAAUCGCUCAGUAUUGGAAACACUCGGUGAUGUUGGACAUCGGAGAGCAUUUGACGAUUCCAGACGAGUUCUCGGAGAAGGAGAAGCGGUCAGGGUUCGUGUGGCGGCAGCUGAUGGCAGGAGCCGUGGCAGGAUCGGUGUCCAGGACAGGAACCGCGCCGCUAGACAGACUCAAGGUCUUUCUGCAGGUGCACGGCCAGAGCUCUGAUAAGGGUAAUGUGUGGCACGGUCUGCGUGCGAUGGUGAAGGAGGGCGGCUUCACUGCGCUGUGGAGGGGGAACGGCAUCAACGUGCUGAAGAUCGCGCCAGAGACAGCCAUCAAAUUCCUGGCCUAUGAACAGAUUAAACGUUUGAUGAGAGGCAGUAAAGAGGCAGGAACUCUGAAAGUUCAUGAGAGAUUCGUCGCUGGAUCACUGGCUGGAGCUACGGCUCAAACUAUCAUAUACCCUAUGGAGGUGCUGAAGACUCGUCUUACUCUUCGUAAAACAGGACAGUAUUCUAGUGUGGCGCACUGCGCUAAGCAGAUCCUGCAGAAGGAGGGCGUUUUGGCCUUUUAUAAAGGAUACCUGCCCAACAUGCUGGGCAUCAUCCCGUAUGCCGGCAUAGACCUCGCCGUCUACGAGACGAUGAAGAACGCCUGGCUGCAGAGACACACGGAGGGCUCGCCCGACCCGGGCGUCCUGGUGCUGGUGGGCUGCGGCACGGUGUCCAGCACCUGCGGUCAGCUGGCGUCCUACCCACUCGCCCUCAUCCGAACACGCAUGCAGGCGCAGGCGUCGGUGAAAGGAGCUCCUCAGCUGUCCAUGUUGACCCUCUUCAGGAAUAUCGUGGCUCAGGAGGGUGUGGUGGGACUCUAUCGAGGCAUCGCUCCCAACUUCCUCAAGGUCAUCCCGGCGGUCAGCAUCUCCUACGUCGUCUACGAGCACAUGAGGGCCCUGAUAUUCAGAUAUUCAGGGUAAAGAAAAGUAUGGAGGAAUGCAAGGCAGAAGUUGCCCCGGCAGUUUUUAAGUGUACUGUAUGUGAUUUUAACAAAAGUUAUUUUAAGGUUAUGAAUUUAGCUAGAUGUUAACGCUAACGAGCAAACAGUGGUAUCAAUACACAAUUAAUGACCCAACACUGGUGUACUACAAACUCAGUCAUCUUACCAUAAACUCGGAAGUACUUUUACUCUGCACUUUUUAGUGUGUAGUGUAGGUAUCUGAAUUGGGACGCAGCCUUGGAGUUCGGUUUAUAAAGCUGUUAUCCUCAAUGCAUGAGGUACUGUAGCCUACGGUUUGGAGCAGAAAGCCUUAUGGGUGUUUGUGUUUGUGAUUUUUGACUCAUAGAAAAAUAGGACUAAGCAAAACAGACUUUUUGAUAAGAGUCACUUCUAGGUCAGUGUACUCUGUUUUAUCACUGACUGAGUUGAUAUAUUCAGAUAGACUGCUUGUAUGUGUUACAAUAAAAUAAAGAUUCCCACACGGAAUCCGCGCACACAGGUUUCCAUAGAAUUCAAGCAUUACUUGUUCACAAAAUUCUACACAAGUUCAAGUCUCAAAAUUUGAUUUUUGUUUCUUUUAGGCUGUCCAUUAGCACAUCCGUAUGCUACUGCACUACUAAAUGUUCACAACACAAACUUUUAGCAAAUAUAUAUGCAUUUAAAUUCCAGUCUUUAUCUUCUGGGAAAACGGACCAAAAAUAUUGAAGACGUCCAAUCAAAUGCUCUCAAGAGCAACAAUGUCCCUCCCAUUCAGCUGUGACAGACACUGGCUAUUUAAAUAAUAGUUAUUUACUAUACUAAUUAUGCCAUCUGCUUCCAAUAAAAGCUAAAUAUUUGCCACGUUUACAUCUAUUCUGCAAAAUGUACUCACAACUAGUGGGGUAAGUGUGGGGAAAAAAAAAAAGUUUGCAUAUUUCGACUGGGUCUCCUCAUUUCUAGUGCUUUUGUAUGCUAACAUUAUUAUUGUUCUUAUUUUGAUGACAACAAAAAUCAUGUAUGGUCAUUAUAUAUUUUUGCUGUUCUUCCAUGUAUUUUUCUUUGAAAGGAAACUAAAGUCUGUUACUGAAUGCAUGCAAGAGAAUGUAUGUAAAUUAAAUUAAAUUAAAUUAAACAGUACAGAGUCUUUGUUGAUGGUCUUUAUAAUUGUUAUAACACCAGGGGCCUGUUUCAUAAAACAAGUUU
Messenger RNA from Onychostoma macrolepis, 3187 nucleotides. RefSeq names its product solute carrier family 25 member 23a (gene slc25a23a). The transcript has 13 exons. Bases 564 to 1985 code for a protein of 473 amino acids. NCBI's taxonomy places the organism in Eukaryota, Metazoa, Chordata, Actinopteri, Cypriniformes, Cyprinidae. Gene Ontology annotation, molecular function: calcium ion binding; ATP transmembrane transporter activity. Gene Ontology annotation, biological process: transmembrane transport. The record is from RefSeq and is a predicted model, not a curated record.